GCUAUCCAAGGACCACACUUUAAAGGGAGGGCUUCGAGGAAAAUCCGGUCGAAAAUGCAUUUUUACUAGUUGUUAUCGUUCGGACUCAUGCUGUAAAGUUGACUGUAUAUUCGGCUCGAAGUCAUACACGGACAAUGCGAUCUCUGAGCUCAAUAUAAAACAUGACAUAACGGUAAAUAACCGUUGAACUAUACAUACAAGAUUUUGGCGCUCUCUAGUGGCCAACCGAAAUCGCCAAAUAAACAAACAGCAGCGAUGGCUCAAGCGAAGGACACGCACAAAUGGACACCACAGGAGACCAGACGGCUCAUUAAUUUCAGGGCGACCAGGGACAAUGAGUUCCUAAAAUCGAAAAUGAUCGCCAGAAAACAGUGGGAGCUUUUUCUGGAAGAAAUGGGGGUGGAGGGGAAAGUGACCAGGCAACAGGCUUCUAAGAGGUGGGAGAACCUUAAAAAGAAGUACAAGGCCUGCUCUAUCACAGAACGCGCCUUGGAUUGGCGGUAAUUAAAGCGCUGCUGCACCCGCCCAAUCACCGGCUCUUUAUAGGGAGUCAACAGACAUACGGGCGUCUGGAGGCAGGGGUACCCACCAUCACCUAAGAGCAUGAACCCGGCGGUGGAUACCUGGCAGUCAAAUAAAAAGAACUGUUUUUCAUUACCCUUGUCCUUUAUGUUUCUUGGACGGAAUGUAACUGAUAAUUUCGUUGCUCUGUAACAUGUGCAAUGACAACAAAUAAAAUCCUAUCCUAUCCUA
Molecule: messenger RNA, 753 nt
Organism: Gadus macrocephalus (Pacific cod)
Lineage: Eukaryota; Metazoa; Chordata; Actinopteri; Gadiformes; Gadidae
Exons: 4
Coding region: 256-504 (82 amino acids)
Source: RefSeq, a predicted model, not a curated record